AUGUCGUUGAAAGAUCUUUGCCUACUCAGCCUGCUGAUGGUCGCGCGUGUCAGCGCUGAUAAGCACCGCCUUUGCGCCUGUAUCAGCGACCAGGGUCUUGUUGGUGUUCAAAUCAACGACGAUGCAACAAAAGCAGUUGUCAACGCGUACGACGGACGGUUCGUUUAUGCUGGAGGCAAUUGGUUUUCUGAUGAGCUACACGGCGCGCCGUACAGCGGCCCUUACUGGCAUGCGAUAGAAGGAACAGUCAACGGUGCCAAAGAUGAUGGGUGGGUCGGCGGUGAUGAGGCGCAUGGGCUUUGCAAGAAGCAGAAUUGCGACAGCGCAUGCUUCUCGCCUGGGGAAUCUUUCAACUGGCAGGGCUGUGGGCCAGAUGAUGAGUGCUUCACCUCCAAGGCAAAGAAGACGGAUAAGUUUGGUAACCCUGUGUAA
Colletotrichum paranaense is the source of this 432-nucleotide messenger RNA. RefSeq lists its product as uncharacterized. The record is from RefSeq and is a predicted model, not a curated record. Bases 1 to 432 code for a protein of 143 amino acids. The transcript has 4 exons. Lineage: Eukaryota; Fungi; Ascomycota; Sordariomycetes; Glomerellales; Glomerellaceae.